GAUUAUUUAUAUGCUUAUCUCUGCCCCCAUGUUUAUCCAAAGAUGAGGACAUGGGAUAAUGGGAUAGAUUGCUGCUCAUGGAUGGGCGUCACGUGCCACUCUCUGUCUGGUCACGUGAUUGGCCUCGAUCUCACUUGCAGUAGACUUGCAGGUAAUAUCCAUCCUAACAGCACUCUAUUUCAUCUUACUCAUCUCCAAACACUUACCCUUGCUUUCAAUGAUAUUCGUGGGUCUGAAUUGCCAUCUCAGAUUGGAAGGCUUGUGAGUCUCACACACUUGAAUUUAUCUCAUUGUCAAUUCAAAGGUGAAAUUCCUUCUCAAAUCUCACACCUUUCCGAAUUACAAUCACUUGAUCUUUCUUGGAAUGAUGAUUUAAUGUGGGAAGAAAAAAAUUGGAAGAGGUUGCUGCAAAACACAUCUUUGAGAGAGAUUGUAUUGGAUAAAACAGAUAUGUCCUCAAUUGGUUCAACACCAAAUCCUUUGUCUUUGAUUGCCAACUUUUGUACCACUUCUCUUAGUAUCUUGGAUCUUUCAGAAUGUGGUAUCCAAGGGCCUAUCUCUUCAUCAUUCUCUAAUCUAACAUAUCUCACUUCCUUGAAUUUGAUGAGAAAUCAACUCAACGGUUCAAUCCCCUCAUCACUUUUAAACCUUCACCAUCUCACUCACCUGGAUCUUUCAUGGAAUGAGAUUAGUGGACAAAUUCCAAAUGUGUUUGAUAGGCUAACCAACUUGCAAACUCUCUCUCUUAGUGGUAAUAAAUUCCAAGGAAAGUUGCCAUCUUCAUUGUUUACCUUAACUCAACUCUCUCAAUUGGAUUGUUCUUCUAAUCAAAUCGAGGGGCCACUACCCAACGAAGUAGCCUUUUCAAAUCUCACUGAAUUACUCCUAGAAGACAACUUAUUAAAUGGCACGAUUCCGUCAUCAAUUUUAUCCCUCAAGUAUCUGAGAACUUUGGAUCUAUCAAAAAAUCAGUUCACAGGGCACAUAAGUGGUGAGAUCACAUCUUAUUCCUUAGAAUAUCUGGACUUGUGCGACAAUAAGCUCCAAGGAAACUUUCCAGAAUCAAUUUUUCAUCUCGUAAACCUUACUUAUUUGUGCUUGUUCUCAGACAAUUGGAGCGGUACUGUCCAUUUCCCACUCUUCUCUAAGCUCCAAAAUUUGGAUUCUCUUUCUCUUUCAGGUUGUAGUUUAUUGUCGCUAGAAUCUGAAACAAGUGUUAAUUACACUUUUUCCAAUUUGGAAGAACUACAACUACUUUCUAACAAUAUCAUUGGUUAUUCAAAAUUCUCUGGAAAUUUUCCCAAAUUGGAAUAUCUUGAUUUGUCCAAUAAUAAACUUGCUGGAAAGGUGCCCGAAUGGAUACAUGAUGCACAUUCAUUAAUUUAUUUGAAACUUUCACACAACAUGUUCACAUCAAUAGGUCAUCAAUUCCGAUGGUAUCAAUUUGAAUACCUUGAUCUUAGCUUCAACUUGAUGGAUGAUGACAUUUCUUCCUUCUUUUGUAAUGCAUCCUCUUUGAAAGUUAUCAACUUGUCCCACAACAGAUUCACAGGAACAUUUUCACCGUGCUUCGCCAAUAGCUCAUCCCUUGUAGAUUUGGAUCUACAAAUGAACAAACUUCAUGGCACUUUAUCAGAUAAUUUUAAGCAUCUUCAACUUGAAACACUGAAUCUCAAUGGCAACCAGUUUGAAGGUUUAUUGCCAAAAUCUUUGUCCAGUUGCACAUAUCUUGUGGAUUUAGAUUUCGGUAAUAAUCAAUUUGAAGAUACAUUUCCUGAUUGGCUCCAAAAUCUAUCAAAGUUGGAAAUACUGGUCUUACGAGACAACAAGUUGUACGGUCCCAUUGCCAAUUUGAAAUCUGAAAAUAUAUUUCCAAGUUUGAUGAUUUUUGACAUAUCAUGCAAUAAUUUUAGUGGCUCAUUACCAAAAGAAUACAUACAAAAUUUUCAAGCCAUGAAGAUUGUUGGUGAUGAAGUGCAAAGCAGGUUGGUAGAUUAUAUUGACACUGGUGCUGGCAGUGGAGUGGAGAACAUUCUUCCAGAUUAUUAUAAUUCUAUAUUUGCAACAAUUAAAGGAGCCAAUACCCCUUUUGCGAAAAUUCCAACAGCCUUUGUAAAUAUAGAUUUGUCAAAAAACAAAUUUGAAGGAGAGAUUCCAAAUGUUAUUGGAGAGCUUCAAGCACUCAAAAACCUCAACCUCUCACAUAACAGACUUAUUGGUCAUAUUCCCAGCUCUUUGGGAAAUUUGACAAAUUUGGAAUCAUUAGAUCUCUCCUCAAAUAUGUUUAUUGGGGAUAUUCCUACUGAAUUGACAAAUCUGAACUUUCUUGAAGUCUUGAAUCUUUCCCAAAACCUGUUGGUGGGACCAAUACCCAGAGGAAAACAGUUUGAAACAUUUUCAAACGAUUCCUAUGAGGGAAACAUGGGGCUAUGUGGCUUUCCAUUGUCAAUUCAAUGCAACAACAAUGUCUCUUUGCAACAAGAUCCACCUUCUUCUGAGGCUGAAGACAAAUUUGGGUUUGGUUGGAAACCAGUGGCAAUAGGAUAUGCAUGUGGAAUGGUGCUUGGAACUGGCUUGAGAUUUUGUGUUUUCUCAAUUGGAAAGCCUCAAUGGCUUGUGAUCAUCUUUGGAGGCAAAAGAAUCAAAAGAAGGAGCCGUGAAAAUCGGCGUGCAAGAACAACUUAAUGGCCACAACUUCUUCUU
Arachis stenosperma is the source of this 2703-nucleotide messenger RNA. RefSeq names its product receptor-like protein 35. The transcript has 2 exons. Gene Ontology annotation, molecular function: protein binding. Bases 43 to 2685 code for a protein of 880 amino acids. Lineage: Eukaryota; Viridiplantae; Streptophyta; Magnoliopsida; Fabales; Fabaceae. The record is from RefSeq and is a predicted model, not a curated record.